Molecule: messenger RNA, 741 nt
Organism: Penicillium robsamsonii
Lineage: Eukaryota; Fungi; Ascomycota; Eurotiomycetes; Eurotiales; Aspergillaceae
Exons: 3
Coding region: 1-741 (246 amino acids)
Source: RefSeq, a predicted model, not a curated record
AUGUUUAAUGUCGACGAAGACAUUGGGCAUACUGUGGUACACUUCUUAUACACAGGCGGCUACGAGACGGUCAACUCGCCUCUUAAAGAAGGUAUAUCAGAUCUCGCCAGAGAGUAUAAGAGAAGCGUUUUAGUCUACCAUGCGUCAAGAACUUGGGGCCUUAGUGAUCUUGAAGUCCUUGCUCAACAAAAGAUGCAGCACUUAGAUGAGGAGCUUCCUGUUCUUGAAAUACUGCGGGUCACGAGGGAUGUGUUUUCAAGCCUCCCCGCAGGUGAAACUUGGCUUCCAGGUUAUAUUGAAGGAAACCUGCAGCGAUUACUAAAGCCUGAUAAUCCAGAGCUUGAUUUACCGGGAUUUUACGAUAUUAUCGGCCAAGACCAUCAGUUUGAUAAUGCGGUGAUGAAAAUGGUUAUCGAGAUACUAUCUAUUCGCAUAUUUUCUAUGAAUUAUCAGUACAUGAAGAUACUGAACGGCAUCAUUCCAAAUGAAUCUCCUCUUCCAGAGCCUACCCCAGAAGAUCCUGAGCCGACCCCGGAAUAUCCUGAGCCUAUCACCGAAUAUCCCGAGCCUACCCCUGAAGAGCCUGAGCCUGUCCCCGAAGAGCCUGAGCCUACCCCGGAAGAGCCUGAGCCUACCCCGGAAGAUCCUGAUCAGGGCCACAUAGCGAGGGUUUCAUGCUCGGACUUGAGCUUAAGUCUAAAGGACUUCCUAUUCCAAGCAACACCGGUUUCCUUUCAGUAG